Molecule: messenger RNA, 1419 nt
Organism: Aspergillus niger
Lineage: Eukaryota; Fungi; Ascomycota; Eurotiomycetes; Eurotiales; Aspergillaceae
Exons: 5
Coding region: 1-1419 (472 amino acids)
Biological process (GO): cellular response to heat; trehalose biosynthetic process
Cellular component (GO): alpha,alpha-trehalose-phosphate synthase complex (UDP-forming); cytosol
Molecular function (GO): catalytic activity
Source: RefSeq, a predicted model, not a curated record
AUGACGAAGCGCAACCUCAUCGUUGUUUCGAACCGUCUCCCUCUGUCGCUGAAAAAGGUCGACGGGGGAUACGAAUCUUCCCUCUCCAGUGGAGGUCUAGUCACAUCUUUAUCGGGAUUGACUAAAACCACUACCUUUAGCUGGUUCGGAUGGCCAGGCAUCGACAUCACCGAUGAAACCGAGCAGGGACAGAUUCGCAAGAGCUUGGAUGAACAUAACGCUGUGCCGAUUUUCUUGGAUAAUGAAUUGGCAAAUAAUCACUAUAAUAACUUCUCUAAUGCCAUCCUCUGGCCCAUCCUCCACUACCAAUCCGGCAUAAACUUCGAAGAAGGCCCCUGGGAAGCUUACCAACGAGUCAACGAGAUCUUUGCCGAUACGAUCGCCGAGGCAGCCCAGCCGGGGUCAUUGAUCUGGGUGCACGAUUACCAUCUUAUGCUGUUGCCGCGGCUGUUGAGAGAUCGAUUGGCGGGGAAGAAUUGCGCGAUUGGGUUCUCGCUGCAUACGCCGUUCCCGGCGGGGGACUUUUGGCGGAAUCUGCCGGUGCAGAAGGACUUGUUGAGGGGACUGCUGGCGAGUGAUGUUAUUGGAUUCCAUACGGAUGAGUAUAAAAGAAAUUUUGUGCUUUGUGCGGAGUCUCUGGCCGAUGCGAAGGUGAAGGAGUCAGGGACGCUGGAGUACGAGGGUCAUGAGGUGGUUGCGGAGAAGUUCAUUGUCGGCAUCGAUCCGCAGAAAUUUACGGAUGCACUGCAGAAUGAGGAGGUGCAGAAUCGCAUAAGGGACUUGCAGCGCAGGUAUAUGGGGAUGAAGGUUAUUGUUGGGGUGGAUCGGCUGGAUUACAUCAAGGGGCUCGUGCAGAAGUUGAAGGGCUAUGAUGCUUUCUUGGAUCAGUAUCCGGAGCUGAGCAAUAAGGUGGUGCUAAUCCAGGUGGCGGUGCCCAGCCGGGAGGAUGUGAAGGAGUACCAGGAUCUGGAGACGGAGUUGAGCACGCUGGCAGGAAGAAUCAAUGGAAAACACUCUACCGCCGAUGGCUGUCCGCUGAUCUACAUGCACCGAUCAGUUAAUUUCAGCGAACUGACAGCGCUGUACUCGGUUGCCGAUGCCUGCUUGUUGACUUCAACGCGGGAUGGAAUGAACCUUGUUUCGUUCGAGUACGUUGCGUGCCAAGCGCAGCGGCAUGGAGUGCUAGUGCUGUCCGAGUUUGCCGGAGCAGCGUCUUUUAUGAAGGAGGGGUGUCUUACUUUCCAUCCAGCGAAUAUGUCAGAGAUGGUUGAUGCGGUUCAUCAAGCAGUCACGAUGAGUGGUGAUGAUCGCAAGUCUCGAUAUGAAACGUUGCGGCACUUUAUCGAGACAAACACUAGUGCAAAAUGGGGCGAGACGUUCAUCGAGACAUUGACCAAGCAUGUGGAAGGCGGGCGUUGA